Molecule: messenger RNA, 3311 nt
Organism: Limanda limanda (common dab)
Lineage: Eukaryota; Metazoa; Chordata; Actinopteri; Pleuronectiformes; Pleuronectidae
Exons: 3
Coding region: 499-849 (116 amino acids)
Source: RefSeq, a predicted model, not a curated record
UGUAAACACGGGUGCUGCGGUCGGUUGUAUCUCGGGCUAAACAUCGAGCUGAAAGAGCCGCAGUUUAACCCGGGUGAAGCUACAGAGACUUUUAGCCUGACGCGAGACAAACUACGCUAAUUCCACAGUAUCUGCUUUACUGGAAAUAACUAAUUAAGAAUAUACAGCAGCUAAUAAGGCUAGCUGUGACGUUAGCAUUAGCUUGUAGGCAGUGGUGAAUCGCCAGGCUUAGCUAACUAGCUAGCCCGUUAGCGCCCGCUGUGGGUUACUAGUGUCUCUGGUUGUUUGCUUUACUUGAUAGUUGUGUUAGUGAGGACACAAUGAUUGUGUUAUUCGACGUAAGUAGCUAACCAGGCACGUUUAAGAAGAGGAGCUAACUCGGGUGCUAGGCCGUCGACUGACAGCACACAAGCUACCAAGUCGAUAACAUCACCCAGCCGCCCCCCCCCCGGUCCGAUCAGCACAAACACAAAGAGGAAACCGAUCAAUCGUCGUCAUAUGUUGACUGAAAACAGGAAACGACAGCGCAGUGCUGGUGAUGAGGAGGGUGGCCACCUGGUGCCCCAAGCCAAGAGGCAGAGCAGAGCCCCCCCUCUCUCUCCGGAGCCCGGCCGGGAUGCAUGGGACUCCGAGUCAUCCAACAGUGAGAGCAGCAACGGCAGUCCGGAACAUGCGGCCGGGAGCUGCAGCAGUCGGUGUGCUGUGGGCCCCUGCAGUCCCCUCAGCUCUGGAGACUCCUCAGACCAGGCCGGCCCCACAGACCUGGUGUCCUACCUGCAGAUCAACCGCCUCCUGAGGGAAGCGCACUUCCAGAGCCUAGAGAGCCGAGUCCAUCUCCGAGACACGUGAUGACUUUAUGUCGAUCUGUCAGCGGCCGGGGGGGGGCCAAGGCCCUGAAGCAUGUUGGAGCACCACAUGCUCGACCACUUCACUCGGCUCUUCCCCACCCAUCUCCGGUUACAGUGAAAUCUCACAGCUCUGCAUAUCUGUGGACGGAGAGCAGCUCCUGGUCAGGUAUCUGGAGGGUGUUCAUCAUUCAAAUAAGACAAAGCGAUAAUCAUUUUAGCAAUAAUAACUGUGUGAUCCACUUAAACAUCGUCUUGUCAUCUACUUGAUUUCUGACCAGUUUGGUUUACAUGCUGCUCGAAGAGCCUUUUUAGUGACUGAUUGAUUGAUUGAUUGAUUGAUGACGAUGAUGAAUCCCUGUGUUUUUGUCUUAAAUGUUGUGUGAAAGUAGAGCUACUGGAGCUGCACAAAUGGCACCAAACCCAAUUCUUAGGCCGGUCAGUGUGACUUGUUUAGUUUCCCAGCAGGGUUGUUAUAUGCUGAAUUUGACGUCUGUGGAAGUUCAUGGACCAGUCUCAGGGAUGACUUGCACUUGUCUUGGACUGCUCAUUGGUUCUCAUAUUCAGACAGGGACUCUGGGGUUGUAGAAGCCAUGGGUGAUAACUUGGCUGAGGAAGUUCUUACCUGUCCUUAUUUUGAUAGUGAAUAGAGUAAUUUAAAUCUUGUACGUAGAUUUCAGUUAAAUGUCUUGGAGAUUUAGUCCAUGAAAUAAGUGAGUAGGAUUUUUGCACAGAUUACAAAUUAAACUGAUUCAAUGACACUGCCAAACUGUUGUUUUUUAAAAUAAUUUAGCUAAUUUUCCUUAUUUUAAAGUUAGAGUAUCUCGCACAUUUAUUCCACAUUCAACUAUUAGCACAGAUGUGUAUUGUAAUGCAGAUCUGGUUUCAAACCCGAAUUCAAUCCUGAUUUUUAAAACAGUGCACAGCCUUGGCAGUAGUUUACACAGAUGUUGGUUCCAAGCUGUAAUUUUUCAGUUUUAUUUUCUUCACAUCACAUAUAAAAAACAAUACAUAUAAAUCUUGUCGGCUCAAGAUUUAAACAUCUGGCCUUCUUAUGAUCAUUAGACAAGAUGAGGUCCAAACCUAGUCCAGUAUGUGGCUGGAUGAAUGGUCAAUGUGCAAAUUGAGGACGUAAACUAUAGUGGAACCACUUGUUAACAACUAAAGGAGAGGAGCCAAAGCCUACUUGAAAAUUUGCUCGAUGACAUAAUGUGCUUAUCUGUAUAUUUAUGACUUGAUUGCAUCGUAUUUGCAUUCUGCCUGGUGUCAGCACGUUUGAGCCCUUUAUCUGUUUGCUUUUCUCUAAAUCUCUGACCUCACAUACAUUGAAUGAAGAAGUGAUUGAGGAAAGGCCCAUUAAGACUAAAUCCCCAAACUCACUUGAUUCUAGGAAAGUCUUAAAAGUAAGUAAAUACAGUUAGAAAGAUGCUUAGAUGGCAACACUGACUGUAGAAGGCCCCCUAACGAUGUCAUUAAAAAUUAUAUUCAAAGUGCGUUGGCUAAUCGGGGAAACUCCCGCAGUCGCUCGGCCAACCAAUGGCGUAAUUUCCACUUCAACACUCAUUCCGUAACAUUUCAUUUUUUAUAGGACUUGCCCCACUGUUGCUGUCCAGUCAGUAAUAACUCUCUGGAUUGUGACGUGGGAGUAAUCCUUUUAUAAUCAGCAGCUUUGCCAAAUGUUGCUCGGGUUUGAUAUCGGAGAUGAACACUGUUGCUAUUAUAAACUGAUGCAACUGCAAACCAAAGGAGGUAACGUCACUAUGUCUCCUCACAGGUGGGUAAUGUUGUUCUUGUGCCGGUCAGCAAUUAGUUAACAAGUUGAGUGUGGACGAAAAACCAAUAUCCACCAGCAGGUUUGCAUUAUGUUUGUGGAGAUUUAUGAGAGAAUAGUGAUAGUUGUAACUUUUGUCAUCUAGUGACCACAAAGUUAAAAAACGACCACAGUCAGACUGAUGAACUCUACAACCUUUUAGACUCACUCAAAUGUUUUUAUCCCCCCUUUCGAUGAUACGUUUGAGCUUGAAGGGAAAUACAGUUGUGUCAGUCCUGAGGGCGGUUACAGUACAGCCUUUAGAAACAAAAAAGACAUUGCCCUGGCUUUGUUUGCAAUAUCACUGAAGCCACAAAGAUGCUGUUAUAAUUGCAGAUGAGCCUUUCUGCCUGUGCACUAGCAUUCAAUGGUCGCUGUGUUAAUGUCCGUGUGCACUGAACAUCCAGGUACGAGCACUGACCGCGACCCUGUGCGGACCUCCUCCUGUCGGGUGGCGUUCCCGAAGCUUUUAUCACGGGAGUUAGCUCAGCUGUUUAUUUUUUCUUUUAUUUUCUGUUGUUUUUGGCUGGUGUGUCAGAAAUGGAUAUUUGUAAAUGUAGCUUAAUGUUUUUAUUUUUUUUCAAUGAAAUAUUUUUUGUAUCUAGUAAAUGUACAUGACAUUAACUUGGCAUUAAUUAUAUUUUUUCUUGUAAAUA